Molecule: messenger RNA, 273 nt
Organism: Iphiclides podalirius (scarce swallowtail)
Lineage: Eukaryota; Metazoa; Arthropoda; Insecta; Lepidoptera; Papilionidae
Source: the annotation of a GenBank genome assembly
AUGCACCGCGCAGCUGCUGUUGUUAUCCUGAUCACACACGAGAUUGUGCUGCACUCGUACACGCUUAUUGGAGUUCUCUCGCGUUUCCUCGCUCGACGUACUGAGCACGAGAGUACGGCACUCCGGGGAACAACUGAAAAGCACAUUCAGAUCACGGCGCUAUGUAAAGCGGCGGAUGAGUUCGGUGUUCGUGCGAUGGCCCCCGCGCUGCCCGCCGCAGUCCGCACUUAUAAUCUAAUAUUCGCAAUUUACGAGGUUCGCGGAAGGGGCCCG